AUGUCAUCACGAAUUGAAUACCUCUCUCCCGAGGGUUUGCGAGUGGACGGAAGACGUCCUCAUGAAAUUAGAAAUAUAAAAUUUAAAUUAAACUUAUUCAGUAGGGCAGAUGGUUCUGCAUAUUAUGAACAAGGAAAUACUCGAGUAUUAGCAGCUGUUUAUGGUCCGAGAGAAGUCAAGAAUAAAUCACAAAUGAAAAACGAUAGAGCCAUCAUAAAUUGUGAAUAUAGUAUGGCAACAUUUAGUACAGGAGAAAGAAAAAGACAAUUUAAAAGAGAUAGAAGAUCUACUGAGAUAUCUGUUGUAAUUAGACAAACAUUUGAAUCUGUCAUUUUGACACAUUUAUAUCCCAGAACUCAAAUUGAUAUUUUCAUGCAAGUGCUGCAAGCCGAUGGUGGUACUAGAUGUGCUUGCAUUAAUGCAGCAACUCUUGCAUUAUUAGAUGCAGGUAUUCCAAUGAAAGAUUUUGUAGUAUCGUGUGCAGCUGGUUUUAUUGAGGGAUCUCCACUCACUGAUUUGAAUUAUAUUGAAGAUUGUGCUGAUGGACCUGAUGUUCCAAUUGCACUUCUUCCAAAGCAGGAUAAGGUAACAUUAUUGCAGAUGGAUUCAAAAUUAUCAUUGGAUCAAUUUGAAAAGGUAUUGGAGCAUGCGAUUGAUGGAUGCAAACAAAUUCACAAAGUCAUUGAUGAACAAUUGAAAAAGCAUACAUAUUCUCUGGUCAAUAAAAGAGGCUUAUUUUCUGCCUAA
Naegleria lovaniensis is the source of this 747-nucleotide messenger RNA. RefSeq lists its product as uncharacterized. Gene Ontology annotation, cellular component: nuclear exosome (RNase complex); cytoplasmic exosome (RNase complex); nucleolus. Bases 1 to 747 code for a protein of 248 amino acids. The transcript has a single exon. Gene Ontology annotation, biological process: nuclear mRNA surveillance; poly(A)-dependent snoRNA 3'-end processing; U4 snRNA 3'-end processing. The record is from RefSeq and is a predicted model, not a curated record. Lineage: Eukaryota; Heterolobosea; Eutetramitea; Acrasida; Naegleriidae.